Psylliodes chrysocephalus is the source of this 2105-nucleotide messenger RNA. The record is from the annotation of a GenBank genome assembly. Lineage: Eukaryota; Metazoa; Arthropoda; Insecta; Coleoptera; Chrysomelidae.
CAAAAAAAGACUGGCACAACGGCGAUAAUGUUGGCAUGACAUGAAGUCAAAGACGAAGGGAAAACUAUCAAAAAAAAAUCACAGAUGCGUCAAACGGGAGAAGGUGAACCGCCAGAACAGGUUUUAAAUGAAUGGGAGGAUUCCUUACUAAAUAUAAUUGGACCUACUGUGUGUGAGGACCAUAACACUUGUAUGGAGUCUGUUAUAGUAGUGGAAUCACAAGAACAUGUCGAAAAUGUUGAAAAUGAUCAUGAUUAUGUAGUAGAUGAAGAGACGGAGAGAAAUGAUCCAGUAGAAACGGAAAUGUCGAAUUCGGAAAAUCUUCCUCCUGAAAUAAGUGUACAAAGUAAGACACAAUUUUUAAUAUACAAAUAUUCCAGAAGGAUCCUCAUGGGUCUAAUAUUCUGUUGUAUUGGAGACGCCCUUCUGAUAUGGAACCAAUACUUCGAUUUGGGUAUGUUGGCGUUUAUCGCCGGCCAUAUUCAGUAUAUUCGAGCAUUUGGGUUCAAACCUCUUCAACUACCAAUUGGGAUUGCAUUGUACUCAUUGAGUACCAUGGUUGUGCUCUAUCUUCUGCCAGGUUUACACGGUGUAUUCGUAUUUGGUGUUCCAAUUUAUAUAUUUGUAAUUGCCACAAUGCUAUGGAGAGCUAUAGCUAGAGUACAAUUUUUUGAGGAUUUAUGGACAUGGAGCAAACUGUGUACAUGUGCUGGAAGCAUUUUGUUUGCACUUUCUGAUUUAUUAAUUGGAAUUGACCGAUUCAAACAUAAAAUUGAAUAUUCCCAAGUCUUAAUAAUGUCUACGUAUUAUGCAGCACAAGUUGGUAUUGCUGUAAGCGUAGUAGACGCAACACCACCAAGUAUCAAUUCUUCAGAAAAACCUAAAAAAAACUAAAACAAUCAUUCUCAAUAAAAACCAGUAAACGGUUCUAGUAAAUUUAUGAAAAUUCUACGUUAAUCUGAAAUAUAGUUCAAUGAAUUAUAUCCGAAAUUGUCAGAAUUAUUCUAAGCAAAUACAGGUUUAAUUUUAUAUCUACAAGUUCCUAUAGAAACAAAACAGAAGCUCCCUGUAAAAUUUAAAACAGAAUAUAAAUAAUAAAUAUUUAUCAAGCCUAAAAGGUAAAGUAAUUAAAAAUCAAAUAAAUAAAAAGGGGGUUUAAAAUUACGUCCUCUUUUUUAAAACAGUGUGUAUGUAGGUACAACGGAAAUGCAUAACAAUAUUUCAUCGUUUAACAAUGUAUGUACAUUGGCAAAGUGCUAUUUUAAAAUCAAAAUUGCUAGAACUAUCUAUUAUUUAUAAAUGUAAUAGGAACACCAAAUUAAAAUCUAAUUAACUAUUUGUGUAUCAAAAGCGGAAAUGGAAAUUUCUGCUCGAAAUAAGUAGGUACAAACCGGAUUUUUCUACGACCAUAUUUUUUAUAUAAUUAUUAUGAUAAUUAUUCCCAAAUUUUUUUUAAAACAUCAAUUUUCAGCUAAGAUUUCAAAGCGAAAAUAAUUACUUUUUAGAAAAAUAUGUGUAAGUAUCCUAUCAAUAAAAAAAAAAAACACUUAAUAAUGUCCUAUUGAUAGUUUAUGUUGUAUUUUGCCCAAUUGGUUUAUAAAAGCCGGAAAUAAAAAUUCCGUUUUUUUAUCAUAAAUAGUUAAUACAUUCAUUAUGAAACAUUUAUCGAUAAUUUCUAGUUCCUAAAUAUAAGUACAAAUAAUCAAUAUUUUUUAUUAUUUAUUUAAGCGUCAUAGACGUUCGUGUUUAAUAUAAACGAUCAUUCGUUAUAAUGGAAAUUUUUGAUAACGGUGUGUAUUACAAAUUUAUAGUGUUUUUAGAGGACUAAAACUACUUAUACAACUUAUAUUCGCAAAACCUCACCGUUUUCGAGCUAAUACUGAACUUAGGAGUAAUGCUCGUUAUAGUCAAAGACUACAAAGUGAUUCUUAUAAUAGUUGUAUACCUACCUAAUAUGUCAAAUAUUCUUUUAUGAAUGAAAUGCUUUGUUUCGAUUUGUUGAGCUCCACGUUCUUCGGGCAUAAUUCCCUUUGAUUUAUCCAUUUGUAACGGAGAUUGAUCGUAAUUUUCUGAACACGUCGGUAGAUAUUGUAGGAUCUUUAAAU